AACACACCUAAAGUUAGCUCUCUAUCUCUAUCACAACAGCAGCAUGUUAAGAGCUAGUUAGAGGGAGAAAUUAAAGUGAAAGAGUAAACUUGAAGAAAAGGUGAAAAAUAUAGUGACAAGGAAGAAUAUUUAGUAGUAAGAAGAAUGCUUUAAUUCAAGGUGAAGCCUUCUUCAAUUCGAUCGAUCUUCCCAACCCAAACUUCUAUUUUUAUACUUAUAUAUAUUUGGUUACCAAACAGUCCACUAUCAAAUUGAUCAAUUUCCUAUAAAUCCCAUUUUUCUCCUCCAUGCAUACCAUUGCUUCUUCUCCUAUCCUCAGUAGGAAGAGAAGGUGGAGAGUCUACAAUAAUCAUCAAGUUGAAGCCCAUUGGAAUAUGUUACAUGUCCAUUACCUUCUUCAUAUCAAUAAUCCCCUGAUCAGCACACUUUUAAAAUAUGCUGAUGAUCAUGCAAGGAGCUCAAUUGUGCCUCGUAAUUUUGAUUUUGGUUAAUCUCUUGGAAGUUCUUCAUGCCAAUUACAUCACCUCAUCAUCAUCUUCUAUGCAAUUGACAAAUAGAAAUUCAACAAUCGACCAAAAAGUAUACGAAAGUUCAGAGGAUAUACAAGGACCAUCACCAAGGGUGCAACUUCUUUAUCAAGAUAACUACAUAGUGUUGGACAACGGCAUAAUACAAGUGACGGUAUUGAAUCCAGAGGGAAGUGUCAUCAAAAUUCAUUACAAUGGCAUCGCUAAUUUGCUCGAGCAGCUCAACGAUGAAUCCGACAGAGGGUAUUGGGAUGUUGUCUGGAAAGGAGAAGGAGUUACAAGAAAAAAGGGAAACCUGGAUAGGCUUCCAUGUACAGAUUUUAAGGUCAUAGUAGAGACAGAUGAGCAAGUAGAGGUCUCCUUUACAAGAACAUGGAACUCAUCCUUCUAUGGCAAACUUCCCCCUUUGAACAUUGACAAAAGGUUUGUUAUGCUUCGAGGUUCCUCUGGUUUCUACGCUUAUGCUAUCUAUGAACGCCCAAAAGAUUUUCCGGGUUUUACUCUAGCAAAUACUCGGCUUGCAUUCAAGCUCAACAAACUAUGGUUUAACUACAUGGCUAUGGCAGAUGACCGGCAAAGACAAUUGCCUCUCCCGGAUGAUCGUUCACCUGAGAGAAGCGAAGUUUUAGCUUACCCUGAAGCUGUUUUACUCACCAACCCAAUUGAGCCAGAGUUUAAAGGAGAGGUCGAUGACAAAUACCAAUACUCUGGUGAAGCCAAAGACAUCCAAGUACAUGGGUGGAUAUGCAGCAAACCCGCCACUGGACUUUGGCAAAUCAUUCCUAACAACGAGUUUCGAUCUGCCGGACCUACCAAACAAUAUCUUACAUCACAUGUUGGCCCGACUUCCCUCUCUGUACUCCUGAGUACUCACUACUCAGGUGAAGAACUUAUGGCAACGUUUGAAGAUGGAGAGCCGUGGAAAAAAGUUUUAGGACCUCUUUUUGUGUAUGCUAAUUCUAUGACAAGUGAGGGUGACUCGCGCCAAUUAUGGGAGGAUGCAAAAGAACAGUUGAGUGUUGAAGCAAAACGUUGGCCUUACAGCUUUGCAGUAUCGGAUGAUUUCCCAUCAUCUGACCAGCGAGGCAGUGUUAACGGUAGCUUACUCGUCUAUGACAGGUAUCUGAAAACAAAUACAUCAGCACGCAAAGCGUAUGUUGGGCUUGCAGCUCCAGGAGAAGUUGGAUCUUGGCAAAGAGAAAGCAAGGGAUAUCAAUUCUGGACUAGAACAGAUGACGGGGGUCAUUUCACCAUUGAAAAUAUACGACCUGGGAACUAUAAUCUCUAUGCUUUGAUCCCCGGCUUCAUUGGAGAUUACAGAUACAAUGACACACUUAAUAUAUCAGCAGCAGGUAGUUCUAUGGAUAUGGGUGACCUUGUGUACGAUCAUCCAAGAGACGGACCUAUAUUGUGGGAGAUAGGCAUUCCAGACCGUUCUGCUGGAGAAUUCUUCGUUCCUGAUCCUGAUCCAAAGCUUGUCAAUCCGCUCUAUCUUACGCGUGACAAGUAUCGGCAGUAUGGUUUAUGGGAAAGGUAUACUGAUUUGUACCCUGACGAAGAUUUGGUUUAUACUGUAAAUGUGAGCGACUAUCAGAAAGAUUGGUUCUUUGCUCAAGUUACUAGGAAUGUAAACAACACGUAUCAAGGAACGACAUGGCAGAUCAAAUUCCAACUCGACAAACUCGACCCCUCGGGAACCUAUUACUUGAGAAUAGCACUAGCAUCAGCAACUAGUUCAGAAUUACAGGUAAGGAUUAAUGAUCGACAUGAAAAACCUCCAUUAUUUACGAGUGGACUAAUAGGGUACGACAAUACGAUUGCUAGGCAUGGCAUCCAUGGGUUGUAUUGGCUUUACAAUGUGAGCAUACCCGGUGACAAAUUUUUGUUGGGUAAUAAUACCAUUUUCUUGACACAAGCUUGGGGUCUUAGCCCAUGGAGAGGCAUUUUGUAUGACUACAUUCGUCUUGAAGCUCCCGUUGAUGAUGUCGUCUAAUUCUUUACUAAUUAGUUUUAAUUCAUUGUUAAUCCAUGUAUAUAUUACACUUUAUACACAAUUUUGUGGGAAAUAGAUCAUUGUAUUAGCUCUAUUGUGUUAAAGGGAAAAAGAGGGAUAUAUAGGACAAAUAAUUACUUUAGUUUUCAAUUUUUUGGUUAUUUGUUAGCAAAUUAAGGAAUCCCUAUUAUUGAUGUUUGUAGGAGGAAGAGGAGAAUCUAUGAUACUUAAAUAGAGUAUACUUUUAAAUUACAAAGUAUCUUUAAUUUGA
Messenger RNA from Spinacia oleracea (spinach), 2791 nucleotides. Its product is annotated as probable rhamnogalacturonate lyase B. Bases 436 to 2520 code for a protein of 694 amino acids. Gene Ontology annotation, molecular function: carbohydrate binding. The transcript is spliced from 18 exons. The record is from RefSeq and is a predicted model, not a curated record. NCBI's taxonomy places the organism in Eukaryota, Viridiplantae, Streptophyta, Magnoliopsida, Caryophyllales, Amaranthaceae.